AUGUCAGCAAUGGCCAUCGAUACUGACGUCUCUACUGUUUUGUCGACUUUAAGACUGGAAACAGAAAGCUCCGAGUUGAUCCACAUCAUUUACCAAUUGGAGGAUUUCUAUGAGCGUAAAUUGUGGAACCAAUUGACCUUGGCUUUGGAAGAGUUGUACAGUUUCCCCGAGAGCAAAGAAAAUGCCUUCAGAGCCAAGAUCUUCACGCAGUUCUUGUCCACUUUCCAGAAAAACCUCAAUCCGAUCAAGAUUGUGGACUUUUUGUUACAAUCAUUCGAAGCGCCACAAGAUUGCUUGGACCAGUUAGAGACGUUAAAGAGCUCGAUGGUGGCCGAGUUGACAAAGAAGCUUUCGUCCAGGAAACUCGAAAACAUGGACGAGUUGAUCAACAACGAGGAGUGCAUUGUCUACGUGAACUUACAGAUUGCCCGGUACUCUUUGAUUUUGGACAACUUGCUGCAUGCCGAGGAGAUUUUGGAGAGCUUGACCACCAAGUUCGAGCUGACUUUGCAGAACGACUACAGCUCGAAAGUUAACGCGGCGUUCUACUUGACCCGGUGCCAAUACUACAAGAUCCACAAGAACUACAACAAGUUCUACACCAACGGUUUGUUGUACUUGUCUUCGAUAGAGACGCCCUUGUCGCCCGAGGAAAAAGAGGCUUUCUGCUACGAUCUCUGUGUGUCUGCCUUGUUGGGAGACAAGAUCUACAAUUUUGGAGAGUUGAUUCUCCACGAUAUUUUGAACUCCAUCAGCUCUUCCGAGAGCCAGUACUUUUGGUUGUACGAGCUCAUCCAGCACUUGAAUGCGGGAGACUUGGCCAAGUUUGGACAGCGCAUGGCAGAAUGCAAAGAGAAAACACCUUUGCUUGCACACCACCAGGCGUUUUUGCAUCAGAAAAUCGUCAUCAUGUCGUUGUUAGAGUUGAUCUCCGUCAAGCUGACCACCAACAAGUCUUUGCUGUUUAAGGAAAUCAGCUCGGUGACAGGCACACCGGAGGACGAGGUGGAGUUUUUGAUCAUCAAGUGCUUUUCGUUGAACUUGAUCAAGGGCUCUAUCAACCAGAUCGAUCAGGUGUUGAUGGUCACAUGGUUGCAGCCCAGAAUCUUGAACUUGGACCAGGUCAAGACUUUGUACAAUCAUUUGGUGGACUGGGAUAGCCGUGUUGAGAAGUUGGCCGAGGAUGUUCAUAAGAAUGGUGGUUCUAUUUGGGCUGGUGUAUAG
Clavispora lusitaniae ATCC 42720 is the source of this 1224-nucleotide messenger RNA. Its product is annotated as proteasome regulatory particle lid subunit. NCBI's taxonomy places the organism in Eukaryota, Fungi, Ascomycota, Pichiomycetes, Serinales, Metschnikowiaceae. Gene Ontology annotation, cellular component: cytosol; proteasome regulatory particle, lid subcomplex; nucleus. Gene Ontology annotation, molecular function: structural molecule activity. The record is from RefSeq and is a predicted model, not a curated record. Gene Ontology annotation, biological process: ubiquitin-dependent protein catabolic process.